AACAUAGGCGACAGGAAACAGCUAGACUAGAACUAAUACACAACAGUCUAGAUAUAAUUUAUUAAAAUGAUGACAUCCAUGUUGAUGACGAGGUACACGAGUACAGCCGUCUUGUUGCUGGGACUUUGGACACUCUCUUCAAGCGGCGAGGUUAGCCAGAACUCUAGUUAUGGAACCUGCAGCGCCCCUACGUCUCAGAAUGGCGCUCUUCCCCUGACACCGACUUUCGAAAACGACACUCUGCAUUUGACUGACAGUGAGUUGCACGAUCUGAUUGUAAAGAAGUUAAAAUAUCUGAAUCUGGCGAUUGAUAUGAUGCUAUGGAUGAUAGUGAUAUUAUUUUUGGCCCUCGGCCUACUGAGUCUAAACCUCUACAAGAUUGUCAUGGAGCUGGAAUUAUGCGUCACCGGUUCAGGGCAAUUAUCCCUAGGUUGCUCAUGUGUAGUUGUCAAUGCAGUUGAAGCAGCCAAAAUAAAUUCUAUUUCACCUGACCAAUCAAUGCCGGGGACAGCUGAGGUGCCCACCAAUAGGAGCGAGUCUGCUGACCCUGCCGGUUUGACUAUCGCUGUGCCGGAUGGUGUGCCGGUUGGUGUGCCGGAUGGUGUGCCGGUUGAAGUGCCGGUUGGAGUGCCUGUUAAUGUGCAAGUUGACGAGCCGGUCCCUGCAUCCAUAACUGACAACACAGCUAGCCUGGUUACAAUGAGAACAAAAAGCCACAACUGUGAUGUUAGAGAGGAUGAUGAUAUACUGGUGCCAUAAUCACUUUGAGUUCCAGAAAGUACCCAGCCUCGACUGAGAUUCAUUCCUUCCCCUAGGUUAGCUUUAUACGUCUUAAAGUGCCCUAUUCAAUGUACACCCCCAGCUAUAUUUCUUCUAUUUGCAUGAAUUGUUUAUUUUAAAAAAAAAUGCAUUGUUUUGAAAAAAUAUAUUCUCCCUAAUCAAACUAUUAAAUUUCUUGUGUUCUAAGUGCACCAAUCAAAUGUAAU
This is a messenger RNA of Physella acuta, 986 nucleotides long. RefSeq lists its product as uncharacterized. The record is from RefSeq and is a predicted model, not a curated record. NCBI's taxonomy places the organism in Eukaryota, Metazoa, Mollusca, Gastropoda, Physidae.